ACACGUACACACUAGUGAAUCUCACCGGAGUUCAAGAACACGGAACACAGCGCAGCAGACAUGGCUAUGCUCAAAACAGAAGCUCAAACUGAUGUAAUCGAUGCUGAAUAUGAGGACUUCCUCUGUCCUGUGUGUUUGGAGAUAUUUGUCUCUCCGAUGACCACAGAGUGCGGCCAUACAUUCUGUGACAGCUGCCUUAAGGAGUGCAUGCGGCCUCAGAAACCUGUGUGUGCUGUCUGCCGGUCUGAUCUGCACAAGUGGGUUAUAGCAAAGAAAAUACAAGAUGAGAUGAAGAGAUCAAUUGCAAAGUGCAAAGGCUGUAAAAAUGAGGUUCUUUUGUCUGACAUGAGAAGCCACACAGGGUCCUGCUCCAAAUAUCAAGACUUUAUCAAGGAAGGUAUGAAGGCCAUUUCAAAGAACCAGCCUUCUACUGUCAGUUCAGUGCCGAACCGGUAUACGUUUGCCUGUCCCUACUGUAGCAAACAGAACUUUGACCAGGAUGGUCUGGUGGAGCACUGCACCUCAAAACACGCACACGACCCACGUCCGGUGGUGUGCCCGAUAUGUGCCUCAAUGCCCUGGGGCGACCCUAAUUACAAAAGUGCAGACUUUUUUCAACACCUCAGGAUAAGACAUGCUUUUUCCUAUGACACAUUUGUGGAUUACGGGACAGAUGAGUACGCCAUGAUCCAGGAAGCUCUACAGCGCUCUCUCUUGGAAAACUGAUGUGAGGAACAUACAGGUCCCCAACUGAACUUAACAUAACCAAAAAUCAAUGCUUAUGCUUAAAAAAAAAAAAAAAAAACAACAAACUAAAUUGGGAUUCAGGGCUAUUGUGACACAUACGCUAAUGUUGGUCAAGCCAAAGUUCCUAUUGGUGUAAUGUUGCUGACUUGCUUAUUUAAACGGAGUCAUAUAUUCCAUAUAUUCAUAUAUAAAAUAUUUCCAUAUACAUUCUUAGCUGUCAAAAUACAUAAAUAUAUUCUGCCAAUCUAUAAUUAAUUCAAAUUAUAUAACUGAGUUUGUUUACAUAGUACAGGAUGUGUAGCAGAUUGUCAGAUUUUGUGACACUGGAGCAGAACAUGAGCUUUUAAUAGAACUGUCGUGAGUGAGUCUUGUCAGAUACUUCUAAGAUAGAAAAUAUUGGUUUUGAAUCAUUAGGACACUGUUUUGAUCCUGAAAGUGUGUCAUCUAAUUCAGAUUUAAUUUAGAGGAAUUAAAGGAAUAAGCUUU
Labeo rohita (rohu) is the source of this 1233-nucleotide messenger RNA. RefSeq names its product ring finger protein 114 (gene rnf114). The record is from RefSeq and is a predicted model, not a curated record. The transcript has 7 exons. Gene Ontology annotation, biological process: protein polyubiquitination; ubiquitin-dependent protein catabolic process. NCBI's taxonomy places the organism in Eukaryota, Metazoa, Chordata, Actinopteri, Cypriniformes, Cyprinidae. Bases 61 to 726 code for a protein of 221 amino acids. Gene Ontology annotation, molecular function: ubiquitin protein ligase activity.